Messenger RNA from Suncus etruscus (white-toothed pygmy shrew), 564 nucleotides. RefSeq names its product oncomodulin 2 (gene OCM2). The transcript is spliced from 4 exons. Gene Ontology annotation, cellular component: cytoplasm; nucleus. The record is from RefSeq and is a predicted model, not a curated record. Lineage: Eukaryota; Metazoa; Chordata; Mammalia; Eulipotyphla; Soricidae. The coding region runs from base 1 to 330 and encodes 109 amino acids. Gene Ontology annotation, molecular function: calcium ion binding.
AUGAGCAUCACGGAUCUGCUGAGCGCUGACGACAUCGAUGCGGCCCUGCAAGAGUGCCAAGAUCCAGAUACUUUCGAACCCCAAAAAUUUUUCCAGACGUCAGGCCUCUCCAAGAUGUCAGCUAGUGAGGUGAAGGACAUUUUCCGGUUCAUAGACAAUGACCAGAGCGGUUACCUGGAUGAAGAUGAGCUGAAAUUUUUCCUGCAGAAGUUCAAGAGCGACGCAAGAGAACUGACUGAGACAGAAACCAAGUCCCUGAUGUCGGCCGCCGAUAGUGAUGGAGACGGCAAAAUUGGAGCAGAAGAAUUCCAGGAAAUGGUGCAUGCUUAAAGGACCCUGACUCUGGAGCAUCUGACCAACAGUUCGAGGCCUCCCUCCUGCACCCCAGAAAAGGCCCUCAGCCUCUCCCCCUAAUUUGUCUGAUAUACUUCUGAAAAUUCACUCCCUGUGUUUGUGUGGUAGUGGGCCAUGACUUUUGGGGGGUGUAUGUCCUGAUGACUCUGAGAUUCCCCCACACUCAUGCCCCCCCCCCCGAAAAGCAUCUAAUAAAGCCUCAUUUCUCGU